Messenger RNA from Aspergillus brunneoviolaceus CBS 621.78, 609 nucleotides. RefSeq lists its product as uncharacterized. Bases 1 to 609 code for a protein of 202 amino acids. The transcript has 2 exons. NCBI's taxonomy places the organism in Eukaryota, Fungi, Ascomycota, Eurotiomycetes, Eurotiales, Aspergillaceae. The record is from RefSeq and is a predicted model, not a curated record.
AUGCCAAGCUCAGCAGCCUCUAUGAUACGGUACACCCACGCCCGUCAGCCGCCGACCACUAACAUCGUCAAAUACCACUUCCCCAAGCAUCUACUCCCAUGCUUUCGGACCGCCACCCUCCCGACCAUCAUGUCUCUCGCCUAUCGGGCGGCCAGUGCCGAGGGACAAUAUCCUAAGGCCAUCCUAAUCAGAUCCUCCAUCCACCUCACGCGGUACCAAAAAAGGGGCCGCACCAAACAGCUCCGGAACACCUGGCACAUGACGAUCUGCUACAAGAACACGACCCACCUGGCCAAGGGCUCGCACAUGACGGCGCAUGUCUACGUGAAGAACAAGCAUCACCCGGUGUUCCUGCGCGCCAAUUACGCCGCCGAGAAACCGGAUACGGCGAAGGAGGCGUCGGGGCGGCCAGUCUGGGGAUCCGUGGAGAGCUCGCGGUAUCUGACGCGCGAAGUCGCGUAUGGGUACCUGCCACAGCAACGGGAGCUGGGGCUGUCGGGGGGGUGUGGCUGGGCGUAUGCAUCUCGUGAGAAGAGGCAGCCUUGGCAAGGGCGAGGAGGGCUGAUUCGUUUUGUCCUGGUCCGCGAAAAGGAGGAUCUCAAAGAAUAG